CGUGAUCUUUAUAAAUAAUUAAAUGAAAAACAAAGAGAGAGGAAACGAGUUUUAUUAUGUAGGUGGCGGGAGUGGGUUGGGCGAGAUGGUAUGAAAAGGACGGGAAAGAUGGAUUUCUGGCCGGAGUUCAUGGCGAGCAGCUGGGGAAGGGAGUUCGUGGCCGGUGGAUUCGGAGGCGUGGCAGGGAUAAUCUCCGGGUAUCCACUGGACACGCUGAGAAUUCGGCAGCAACAGAGCUCGAAAUCGGGAUCUGCCUUGACCAUUCUCCGGCGGAUGCUCGCCGUUGAGGGCCCAACGUCGCUCUACAGGGGCAUGGCUGCGCCCUUGGCCUCCGUCACUUUUCAGAAUGCUAUGGUAUUCCAGAUAUAUGCCAUACUCUCUCGCUCCUUUGAUUCCUCUGUUCCUCCGGAAGGGCCUCCUUCCUACAGAGGCGUUGCUCUUGGAGGGGUUGGCACUGGGGCUGUGCAGAGCCUGUUGCUUAGCCCCGUGGAGCUCAUCAAGAUUCGUCUUCAGCUGCAGCAAUGCAAGAGUGGUCCAAUCAGCUUGGCUAAGAGCAUCCUCAGGAGACAAGGUCUAAAGGGGAUAUACAAAGGCCUCACCAUUACGGUGCUCAGAGAUGCUCCAGCUCACGGCCUCUACUUCUGGACCUAUGAGUACGUACGAGAAAGGCUCCACCCCGGCUGCAGAAAGACUGGAGAUGAGACCCUCAGGACCAUGCUCGUCGCUGGGGGCCUUGCUGGUGUCGCCAGCUGGGUCGCUUGCUAUCCUCUCGAUGUUGUCAAGACCAGGCUGCAACAAGGUGGCCAUGGGGCUUACGACGGCAUUUCUGAUUGUUUUCGCAAGAGCAUCACUCAGGAAGGCUAUGGGGUUCUCUGGCGUGGCCUCGGCACUGCAGUUGCCAGGGCCUUUGUGGUCAACGGUGCUAUUUUUGCUGCUUACGAGGUUGCCUUGAGGUGUUUAUUCACUCAAUUGCCAGGAGAGUGAUGAUGCUGCUGCUGUUGCGCUGCCUCAAGAAACAUAUAAGUUGCUGCCUCAAGAUUCAUAAAUAUAAUUGUUAGCACAUACAAAAAAAAGUUUAGUUGGAUUUGGAUUGCAUGGUCAAACAAAUCUGAGUCGCAGAAACCACCCCCGUCUGUGAUAAAACAGUUGGGACGUUUGAAAACCCAGAAAAACAGAUUAAAUGAAAUUCU
Molecule: messenger RNA, 1190 nt
Organism: Eutrema salsugineum
Lineage: Eukaryota; Viridiplantae; Streptophyta; Magnoliopsida; Brassicales; Brassicaceae
Product: mitochondrial arginine transporter BAC2
Exons: 3
Coding region: 91-984 (297 amino acids)
Biological process (GO): transmembrane transport
Molecular function (GO): transmembrane transporter activity
Source: RefSeq, a predicted model, not a curated record